Molecule: messenger RNA, 2061 nt
Organism: Emiliania huxleyi CCMP1516
Lineage: Eukaryota; Haptophyta; Isochrysidales; Noelaerhabdaceae
Exons: 10
Coding region: 1-2061 (686 amino acids)
Biological process (GO): proteolysis
Molecular function (GO): dipeptidase activity; cysteine-type exopeptidase activity
Source: RefSeq, a predicted model, not a curated record
AUGGCACGCGUGUAUGCCAGCCUGCGGCUCUUGAGCGUCGCGGCCCCUACUCUGGCGUGCACAAACGUGCUCGUGACUCAGGAGGCCUCCGCCUCGGGCAACAUCCUCCUCGGCUACAACGACGACUCCUCAAACCGCUACGCUGCCAUCACCCGCUUCCCAGCGCAGCCCGGCGAGGAGGGCAGGCAGCGACCCAUUUACUUGUACGACAACGGCAACUUCUCUGGGUACAUCCCCGACGAGAAACCAACUUACAAUGUCAUCUCCAACUCCAACGAGUGGGGAGUGGUCAUCGCCGAGACGACUCACGGUGGGCUUAGUCUGCUUGACACCGACCUGAAGACGCAAAACGACGGCGUCGGCCAUACUAUGGAUUACGGCUCUCUCAUAUACACCGCGCUCCAGCGCAGCAGGACGGCCCGGGAUGCGAUCGGUGUCAUCACGAGUCUCACCCAGAAGUACGGGUACUCCUCCGCGAUGGAGGGCUUCUCCAUCACAGACGGCGUCGAGAUUUGGAUCCUCGAGAUGAUUGGCAAGGGCGAGAUCGAGAAGGGCACCCUAUGGCUCGCCAAGCGGCUCCCUCCCGGGACCAUCUACGCACACGCGAACCAGGCGCGGCUCGGCGAGAUCCGUUCGCCGACAGGGUACGAGGGCAACCCAAAAAAACUCAAGUACAAAAACUGUCAUUCGAACGAAGAAGGAGGGUUCGCCCAUGGUCCACCUUUGGUGGAGGAUCUGGCGACUGCCUCUGGCGACCCCUUUGAUGGCAAGAUGACUUACUCGGCCCCGGGGUCGAAGACAUACGAUUAUGUGCUGGACCCUGACCUCGACUGCAUGGUUUCGAGCAACGCAGGGGACGGGACCAGAUUUGACGCAGCAAAAAGGAAUCUGGACCCAGAGGAAUUCGCGCUCGAACAGGGCCUUUACGACCCCAAGGACGGCCCCUUCUCGUUCUCCGACGUCUUCUGCCCGGUGGACUUUGGUGGGGCGCGCUACUGCGAGGCGCGAGCCCCUGCACGCGUGUGGAACAUAUUCUCGAAGGUCGCUCACCCUGACGAUUUCGACUCCGCCGCCUACCUCGGCUACGCGAAAGGCUACGAUCUCGCCAACCGGAUGCCCGAAUUCGUGCGCGUCAAGAAGCCAAUCUCGCGGCUGGACGUGCAUGACCUGCUCAGCCUCACGUACGAGGGUACCUGGCUCGACCCGGCGGUCGACAUCGGCGCCGGUAUCUUCCGCACCCCGCAGCGGCUUGGCGCGGGGCUCUCUUGGACGUCUGAGGGCGAGUCGUACAUCAACGAGCGACCCGUCGGCACCUUUUACACGGCGUGGCACUUCGUCUCUGAGGUGCGCAACUCGAAGCGGUGCCAGGCCCUUGAGCAACCUGAUUGGGACGUCGUAAUGGACUUCAUGAAAGGUUACGGACAGGAAGCGAUGCCUGCGCCGUGGGACACGCCAACGAAUUCCCGCUACGCAGGGGCGGACUGCUUCCCGCCCAAGAUGAGGUCUGUCACGUGGUGGGGCGCCAAGCAGCACAAGUGGUCGCCAAAGAUCCCACUCUACGGCGGCGCAACAAAGGUGAGCAACUUGGUCUACUCGAUGCAGAGUCACGUGAGCGAGGACGUGCUGGAUGCGCGCAAGAAGUUCAACGACUAUGCCGAGGGGAUGCUGAAAUCGAUGGAUGAGAAGCUUGUGGCCAUGACCGAGGAAGAGGCGCAGACGCACAUGGACAAGGCCACCAUCGACAUGGGCGCGAUGGCGGUCGAUUACUGGGAUUAUCUGUGGCAGACCUUGCUCGCUGCGUACGCCGACGGCUACACGCGGCUGCCGGGCAAGGAGGGCGACGAGGGCUACAAUUAUCUCUUUGAGGGCACCAAGAAGGCGUCUGAGGCCGACGAGGCCUGGAAGAAGGCGGUCGUGGCGGACACUGGGAUGAAAUACCGUCAGCCAGGAGGGUCGUGUGCCGAGUUCGAUCCAGACGGCAAAUGCCUCUCGACGUCGCGCGGCGUCAAGAAGGGUGGGCCUGUCGUCCCAGCCUCCAAGCGGCACGGCGUCUCACCGUAG